CCUGCGCAGCCUGCGGAGCGGUCUCGUCUCGCGUGGUCCAGGGAGGGGUCCCGCCCGUAACCUUGCUACCGCAGCUCUGUUAGUGUCGACGGAGACCUGGACGCAAGCUGACGGCCCGAGCCGAGCGGACGCUCAGGAUCACCCUUGUCUCUUCGAGCGGCGUUGGCAGACGUUGUCUGGCGCGCGCGAGAGGAGGCUGCGUGGGCCAUGAGGUGCUCCUGACGGCACGACGAGUAGGGACGCGCCCGGACCAGACCGGACCUCGGCCAUGUCCGCCUCCUCCUCGUCCGUGCGCUCGGCCGCGAGCCAGUCGCUGGCGGCGCUCGCCGUGUUCCUCAUCAACAUCACGAGCGGCAUGGGCGUCGGCUGGUCCUCGCCGGGCUGGAGCAAGCUCACCGAGCCGGACGCCGGCGGCCACGCCGGCCCAGGCUUCCUCCUCGACCUGGACGAAGCGUCGUGGGUCGUGGCCAUCUACGACGUGGGCAUCCCCGUGGGUUCGGUGCUCGCGGGGGUGCUGCUGAGCUCGGCCGGGCGCCGGCGCACGCUCAUGCUCGCGCCCCUGCUCGUUCUAUGCUCGAGCGCGCUCACGGCCGCGGCGCGCUCCUCCGCGGCACUCAACGCGGCGCGAGUCCUCCUCGGCGUGAGCUUCGGCCUAGACCUGUCGUGCAGCAGCCUCUACAUCGGCGAGAUGGCGAGCAGCGACAUGCGCGGCAAGCUGUGCACCUUCACGACCUCGCUCGUGUUCGUCGGCGUGCUGCUCGAGUUCGCCGUCGGGCCGUACGUGUCGUACUUCGCGCAGGCGCUGCUGCCCGUGCCCUUCGCGUUGCUCAGCCUGCUCCUCUUCCUGCUGUGGGUGCCCGAGAGCCCCUACUUCCUCGCGACGCGCGGCCGCGCCGAGGACAUGCGCCGCGCCCUGGCCCGCCUGCGCGGGGUGCGCGCCGGCGACAGGCAGGCCGCCGUGGACCGCGAGGCCGAGGACAUCCUGCGCGCCAUGGAGGAGGACCGGCGGCGGACGCGCGCGCUGUGGCGCCACCUGCUGUCCUCGGCGGGCAGCCGGCGCGGCUGCCUCAUCGUGCUGUUCCUGUGCGGCACCGGGCCCAUGAUCGGCACGGGCAGCCUGCUGUCCUACGCGCAGUACCUGUUCCGCACUACGGGCAGCGCCCUCUCCGCCGAGAUGUCCGCCAUCAUCAUGUGCUCCGUGCAGGUGGUGGCGGGCGUCGCCUCCUCGCAGGUGAUCGACCGCGCCGGGCGGCGGCCACUGCUGCUGGUGUCCGCGCUGUGCAACGCCACCGCCAUGGCCGCGGCCGGCGCCUUCUUCUUCCUCAGGGACGUGCUCGGCGAGGGCGACGCGGCGGCGCGCCUCACCUGGCUCCCCCUCGCGUCCCUCAUGGUCUUCAUGGUGUCGACCAACCUGGGCACCACCACCGUGCCCUGGGUCAUGAUCGGCGAGCUGCUGCCGCACCAGACCAAGGCCUUCGUGCCGAGCCUGUCCGUCCUCGGCUUCUCCGUCGUCGCCUUCGGCACCAACAAGCUCCUGCCAGUGCUGGGCGAGCGCGUCGGGCUGUUCCUGCCCUUCUGGCUCUUUGGCGCCUGGUCCAUCGUCGUCUUCUUCUUCACCUUGUUCCUGGUGCCGGAGACGCGCGGCAAGACGCUGCUCGAGGUGCAGGCCGUGCUGCAGGGCGACAAGGCGCUGCCCAAGGACGCCGCCGCUCUGGACCCCGAGGACGGGCGGGAGCCUGGGAGGUGGUGACCGCGAACGUGAAUCCCAUGGACAGAAGAGAGCGUUUAAAGUAUUAUUAGUAAUUAUUUUAGUAUGUAAUACCAGGUGGCUGAGUAACCAAGUUCACUUCUGUAGUUCUUUUGUACUGCAUUCAAGAGUCCGAGUGGGCUUGCCUAUCGCCCCUCUCCAAGCGCCUUACGGGUCGAGCGAGUAGGCAACCCGCUCGUCGGUCGUGCGUUACAGAGGAUAUCUCUUUAGCGCUGUUCGAGUGAGCGAGCGAGCGAGCGGGCGGCAGCGGGAGGGUAAAAGAGCAUGCUAAAGGUAUUUUUAGGCGAAAAUGAGUGAACCUAGGUGUUAUUUCGAAUGGAAGAAGUGCAAAGCAUUGUUAUUCUGUAAAAAUAUUGAUGCCUUUGGAGCAAGCCUCGAAGAUUAACAUUUACGUGAGGCAGUUUGAGCAAUCUUCUUUGGCUACAUGGUGGCUUUUAUUCUGGCUGAGAUUUGUUUGUACUUCUUUCCUUUUUCAAAAAUGUAUUUUGUUCACUCAGUUUGCCCUUAAAAUACUGAUAAUUUACUCUUUUACCCUCCCACUCCCGCUCGCUCGCUCGCUCGCCCGCUCGACCAACGCUAAAGAGAUAUCCUCACAGUAUAAACUACAGAAGUGAGUCGGGUCAAUCAGCCAGCUGCUGCUGUAGCAGUUCAACUGUUAUAAUGUAAGAUAUAGUAUCUUAAGUGUAUUUUUAUACGGCCCCUUUGUGGCUGUUUCUACCCGAAGGUAAAAGUUGCCAUAAUUAUGAUAAAGAUUGAUGGUUCCCGCUCCAGCCUUGAUAAAGAUAGUCGAUUAACCAUCCAGUUUUGAUAAGCCUAUUGACGUUGAUAAUGAUCUGUUUGCCGUCACUAUUCUCUACAGGGGCAGGCGUUUUCCGUUGUUUGUGCCCAGUGUUUAUAUUUAUAAAUAAAUGAUAUUUUUGUAUGUUGUAUAUAAUUUUAUAUGAUGGUUGUAAGGAUUUCAUUCCUCAGGCGUUACCCGAAAAAAGUGUAUCAAUAAAUACCAUGAGCCAGAUGGAA
This is a messenger RNA of Frankliniella occidentalis (western flower thrips), 2785 nucleotides long. Its product is annotated as facilitated trehalose transporter Tret1-2 homolog. Lineage: Eukaryota; Metazoa; Arthropoda; Insecta; Thysanoptera; Thripidae. Bases 269 to 1750 code for a protein of 493 amino acids. The record is from RefSeq and is a predicted model, not a curated record. Gene Ontology annotation, cellular component: membrane. Gene Ontology annotation, molecular function: transmembrane transporter activity. Gene Ontology annotation, biological process: transmembrane transport. The transcript has 3 exons.